This is a messenger RNA of Asparagus officinalis (garden asparagus), 5113 nucleotides long. RefSeq lists its product as uncharacterized. The transcript has 5 exons. Bases 3857 to 5047 code for a protein of 396 amino acids. The record is from RefSeq and is a predicted model, not a curated record. NCBI's taxonomy places the organism in Eukaryota, Viridiplantae, Streptophyta, Magnoliopsida, Asparagales, Asparagaceae.
CGUUGUCAUUUCUCUUAUUUACAACUUUAAUAUUAACAUUGCAUCUUGCAUCCCCACUUUGUUCUUCUUGGUGAGGCAAUUGGGAAGAUCCGUCACCCUCCUUCGUGAGUGUGCCCGCUUCAUAGCCGUGUCUCGCUUGGUCGAAGCACGCCUACAUUAAUUUGGGGCGAUUUCACUGGUAUAGAGCCGUCACUCUCCUUCGUGGGCGUGGCCGCUUCAUAGCCGUGUUUCGCUUGGUCAAAACACGCUUAAAAUUAAUUUAGGGCGAUUUCACCGGUAUAGAGCCGUCACUCUCCUUCGUGGGCGUGGUCGCUUCAUAGCCGUGUUUCGCUUAGUCAAAACACGCUUAAAUUAAUUUAGGGCGAUUUCAUCGGUAUAGAGCCGUCACCCUCCUUCGUGGGCGUGACCGCUUCAUAGCCGUGUUUCGCUCGGUCAAAGCACGCCUAAAUUAACAAGCACCUUUUCUUCUUCCUUUUUUUUUUGCUUGGAAACCCACAUGGAUGUAUUAUAUAUGAUAUCCACAUUUUGUUCUCCUUAGUGAGGCAAUCGGGAAGAGCCGUCAUUCUCCUUCGUGGGUGUGGCCAUUUCAUAGCCGUGUUUUGCUUGGUCAACACACGCCUAAAUUAACUUGGGGCGAUUUCACAUUGUAUCGCAUCGCGCGGGGUAAGGUAUGUUGUCGCAUUGUUGUGCGAUAGCAUACUUUAUCUUGUGCGCGCGUAAUAUCGUUGAAACCGUCUCACCAAUUACAGGAUCGUGACUCUAUCUCACCGUAUUGUGAGAUCAACGCCUGUUUAGAUAACCAGAAAACUUCAUAAUUACAUUUCGCCAAUGCGGUGGAAGGCCGCUAUGGCGAGGCUUAUGCUUCUGCCAACGACCCUAUGCUCAUUCCGGUUAUCCCCCAGUUUGCUCCGGGUGCACCUAAAGAACUUCCCCCACUAAUUCACGCGAGAUCGUCGUACCUUACGGUAAUUGAUUACCGACGUACCUCUGGUUGAAGACGUUAACUCCAUUCAUCCCCUAAAGAAGCCAGAUUAUCUAUUUGGCGACUCUGUUGAGGACCCGAUCAUCGUGUCUCUCAAAGCUGAGCAAUGGUUACAUAAGGAUGAAUGGGGCUUUUUAUAUAUCCCUUAUAUUCCUCGUCAUAGCUCAUUGAUUGAACUACGACGAUAGGCUGUUAAACGAGAGAUGUCGUGGGAUCUGACGGAGGAACGUGAACGUGUCCAUUGUGAAUACAUCACUCAUCAUUUCGCUCCUGGUUCAAGUAACAGAAAUCGUGUCACCGGAUUGCAUCCCGGUGUAUUGGGAUUGAAUGACCCGCCACGUGGUGAGAUAUGUGCGGUUGCUAACACUCUGAAGAAUCGCCUCGCAAGACUUGGGAGAGAAAUGCCUGCCAAUAACUACAGAUGUUAUGGUUCGGUCCAUUCUUCAGAUAAAUUUUAGUGGUCUCGCCUAACCAACUAUAUGCUCGCUCGAUGGGGUGAAGAAUUGAAGGCCAGCAGAUUGUACGCGGCCGUUCGUGCCACUAUGUAUGAGCUGACUAUCAGCGUUCCCCACUUCCUUGCGUUGAUGGAGCUUUACAAUCCCAACACAAAUACAUUUCUGACGAAGCGCGGGGAAUUGGGAUUAGCUCUUCAUGAGAUGAAUAAGGUUUCGGGUUUGCCCAUGGGGAAUAUGUUAUACCAAGAAUAUUUCCCUUCGAAUCGGGAGUUACGUUAGUUGAAGUCGACUACCCCGAAUCGCUACGACACUUUGUGAGAUCUCACAUGUCAUUACUACACAGCUUUGGUAGGUGUCGACCCAGUAUUGAAGAGGACCAAACCGCAAAUCACUUUGAAAAGAUUUGCAAAUUAUUUAUUCAGAAAUCUAGAAAGCAAUUCUGGAGAAGCGGUUUGUGAGCUGAGGCCAUCGACUUCGGCGGAGAUUAAUGAGUUAAUUAAGAAGUCUGACGCGCAUUCCUACACCACUGUCGGUAUCGAGGAUGAUUUUCCUGCUGGGACCAAGUUUCACACAUUCUUAUGGCAUACUUUGAAGCCUAUUCACCCGAUGACUCUGUUGGCUGGUUAUCUUACCAUUUGGCUAAAGAAAUACGUAGUCUCAUAUCAACCCACGGAUGUUCUGCCCGUGGAGGUAUUUUACCCCGCUGUUCAGUUGGCUCACCGGAAAAAUCUUUCUCUCCUCCCGGCAAUGAUCGUCGAUAUCCACCGUGGUCUUCGCAAAUGAUUAGUACUUUCACUCAGGAAGGAAGUAAGCCAAGUGCUGUAAUCCAAACAGCCAAGGUGGAGCUGCCCUACACUUACCUGAUAGUGUGGUUUGUUCUUCACCGCCCUGAUAUGAUGGAUGCACCAAAGGUUGCGAACCAAUCCGUCCCCUUGCUGCAACUGAUAGAAGAUUGUAAAUGGAAAGGAUGAGGGUUCUUAGACAUACGGAAACGACUGCAAGACCAUAAAUGCUGGGUUGUCUCGACAUGUUUCCCUCGAUUUUCGGGUCGUUAUGGUGAUUCCUUGGUUGACAUGGAGAAAUCUGGUACCGGUCGGACCUGCCUUGACACUGGGUGCUUUGAUUGGCUAGUGAACAUCAGGCCAGGUUAUGUGGUUUUCCGAGUAAAGAACUACUGCUACAUAGAACCGUAUCUACCAUGCAGGUUCGCACAACAACUUGGGUAUGAUCAGAUAUAUGUUGAGAAUCCAAGUUCAGGACUCCGGACUCGUGGUGGCCUAGUAGACGGUGCCCGGGCGUGGUUGUGGAAUGUUACGGGUUGCACUGGCGCCAGGUUUAGUCUUCCGGAUGCUGAACGCCAACUGGAACUUACCUUCUUAUAUUGCCGUUGGUUAUUAGCGGCCAAUGAGUCCGUCACGGUGAAGCCAAUUGCCGAGUUGGCAGCCGAGGCAGCAGCUCGGAUUGCUACCCAAAUGGUUUAUGAGGCUGAGUACCAGAAGAGGAAAGGCAAAGAACUCGCCGGUCCUUCUACAGAUAAGGAACAAGAGGACGAUCCCUUCUUUUUUGAAGAAGAAUGUUCAGAUGCAGAUGUUGUCAGCGGUAAGGCUAAAGCGGCAGACCGUGAUGAAGAGGAACUCGACACAGGUUUGUUAGUGCCCUUCUUCGCAGAGCUAUUGGAUCUGGCAGUAGCCAAUCAAAUUCGCCGACUUAAGACCCGAAAAAGGUGGAAAGCUUUACCCACUUAUCCUCACAAAAUGUUUAAAAUUCCAGGUCUAGGCUCUGAAGGAGGAAAGGAAGUGAAAGGUCGUCGCUUUACUUGCACUAGUUCUCGGACCGUGGCUCGAAUUGAUCCCUUAAUUGAACCAUGUGCUGAAUCCAUACCGAGUAUACCUGCGGAUCCUGACGAGACACGACCUUGUAAACGUCAGAAGAUGACUUUGAGGCGACGCGUCACAUCGUCAGUUCCCAACGCAGAACCACUCGGUGACAUACCCAUUGUUGGGGGAGGUAAUGUUCCAACUCUUGUUAUUUUUUCAACCUUUUCUUCUACCAAACUUUAGAUUCAGCGAAUUUUCUAUUCCAGAAGGUCAUGAUGAAGACUCAAUGAUGUACAAUCCUCCUUCUCCUGACUUAGACUUUUUUAGAGGGUCAUGCUUCGCGCCACAAACAGAUAAGGCCGUGAAUCAGGAUCUAACAGGUAUCGAAACAAAUAUGGCACCUGGAGCUGGUGAAGGUAUCGUUGUAAGAUCUGAUUUGUCUGCGGUGAUUGCUAGCCCAGAAAAGCUACAAGAGGCGAUUGUUGACGUUGGGGGUUGAAGAGCAGGUCGUCACUACCGAAGGUGAAUUUAAUUCUCUCACAUUGCUAAUUUUCACUUCUCUUUCCAUGUCUUAACACUUAGAAUUUUCUUCAGAUGUUCCAAUGGAAGGCCUGAAUGAUACAGAAACCUUUCAUCAUGCAACUAAUGCACCUCCGUCUAAUCCCAUACAGGACCCUUCAGGUUGUGGUGACAGGCUACUUGAUGACAUGCUGUUAGAACAAACUCGCCGAGAUGUUACCGAACCGGUCAUCGAAGCUGUUGAACCAAUUAUUGAAAUUGUUGAACCGGUCAUCGAAGCUGGUUCUUCUGUGGGAACUAUCAUAGAAACUCAGUCGUCAGUGGCCCAAACUCAGCACACGAUCCUAGCAACCGAGAUGACUACUGCAGCUGCGGGGGUCAGUCCGGUUGAACAAAUCGUCGGACCAACUGAAAAGGUUGAUACAUCGACGGUUGUUGCUUUUGUGGCGCCUUCGCCAGUUCAUGAGGUUGUGCAGGUAGAAUCAAGUGUUGGAAAUCCAGCUGAGGGGACUUCUGUCGGUCUUGGGAUUUCGCUCCAACUCUCUGAUCUUGUCAAAGCGCUAUUGUUAGAUGACGAUCCGAACCAGAUUGUCCUUUGUACGGAAGUUAGUAGCUUUUUCACUUUCGUGGGCAAGAUGAUUGACAAACUCCUCCAUAGUGGGACCUCUUUCCGUCAAUUCAGACCAUUCCUCGAUCGCAAAUUAUCCUUAAUAGAGAAAAUCGGAUCGCCACACUUGUCACGAGCUAUUGCUGAUGACUUGACUCGUCCGGAGCGUGAUUUUCAAAAGCUUAAAGAAUUCCGAGAUACAGGUGCUCCUUCGUACAUAGCUGCUCAGAUGGAAUCUCGGCUGAAAGCGUGGCGCGAUGCCCAGGCAUUGGUUGAACCUGAAGUUCAAGUGCGCCAAAGUAAGGUAAAUAAGAUGAAAGCCGUUCUUGACAACAAGUUACAAACUCUGCAGAAUAUCAAGUCCUCCCUCGUAUCAAGUGUUGGCAAGAUAGCGCAAGUCAAACAAGAGCUUCAAGCGGAAGAAGAGACUUGGGAACUCUUAGAAAUGACAAGGGUUAACGAAGAACGUAACCAAGAGAUCGCGUCUAGAGAGUUGAAACUCUCGGAACAGGAGCUGACCAAGGCAAAAGAAGAGGCCGCAAGGAUGUUAUCUGCCAACGAAGAAUCUAUGAAGGCUACAUUGCAGGAAGAGCUCAAGCAAGCCUAUGUGGAAGAGUUGUCGCAGUUAAAGCAACAAGUUCUUAACCAUAAACUUCGUGUAGAAUGACCAUGACUUUUGUACCUGCAAACUCAAUUUUUAUUAAUAGAAGAUAUUUCUCUUUUUUUUCGUUCA